GAUAUAAUUUUGUUGUGACUAAAAUAUAGUGAGUUUGUAAAUAAUAGGGCGUGGUUUGACAACAAAUAUGUACUUAGGUACUGCAGCAUAUUCUAAAUAUUUAUUAUGUUGAUGUACAACGUCGUCUACAUCUAAUUAGUAUUUAUUUACUACAAUUUCAUUACUUAGGGGUACAUUCAGUUUCAUUAUUUGUCACAGUCAUAGGAAUAUAAUUAUUUACGACCACAAAAUGGCAGAUUUAACGGAAAACAUAUGCCCCGUGAUAAACAAAGAUCAGGUUGUGGACAUUUUGAAAAACGAUUACGGUUUUAUCAAUGGAAAAAUCCAAGAAUUAGAUGGUUACGAUGAUAAAAACUAUCUCAUAACAGAAGUCAAAAAAUGUGUUGAAAUAAUUGAAUUUCCAAUUGAUGGAAUAGUUAUAAAAAUCAUAAAUUCAAUUGACUCAAAAAAUUUAUUACUUUUAGAUGCACAAACAAAACUUACUCAGUAUCUAGAACAAUCUAGAAUAAACUGUCCAAUACCUGUGCUUAAUAAAUAUGGAGAAAAUUAUCGGUCUCUUGUUAUAAAUGGUAAGACACAUGCAGUCAGAGUCUACAAAUAUAUUAAAGGCGAAACUAUGAAUAAAGUUCAAAUAAACUCCGAAUUAAUCUCCAACUUUGGUUCUUAUGUCGGUUAUUUAACAUUAAUUCUUAAGAAAUUUGAUCAUGAAGGAUUCCAUAGAAAUCAUAUAUGGGCUUUAGAGCAAUGUCCAGAAGUUUUGAAAUUUUUAGAAGUUUUUGAUCAAGAAAAAAAACGACAAACCAUUAUUACUAUAAUAAAUAAAUUUCAGUUGGAUGUUUUGUUAAGAGCUGAUCAACUUGAAAAAAGUGUUAUUCAUGAAGAUCUCAAUAUGAAUAAUAUAAUCAUAAAAGAUAACAAAAUAUUUGGUAUUAUAGAUGUAGGUGAUGUUAUCUAUUCAUUCACAAUUUUUGAUUUUGCUGUUGCAUUAUGUUAUCUAAUUAUGCACACAUUUAAAGACAAUAAUGCAAAGCUAUCUGAUGUACAAAUUAAAAAUUUUGUUGAAGCCUAUGAAAAACAGUACAGAAUUUUAAAUGAUUUUGAAGUUUCAAUAAUACAUACUUGUGUUUGUGCUAGAAUUUGUCAAAGUUUGGUUUUGGGUAAAAAAUCAAGUAUGAGAGAUUUAUCAAACAGCUAUAUACUGUCUACACAGAAAAAUGGGUGGAGAGCAUUAGAUGAAUUAAUGAACAUUGAACAAGACAAAUUUAAUAUGUUACUGAAAUAUUAAUUAAAGAAAUUAAAUUUUAAAUCAUUCUUACCAUUAUAAUUGAAUUUAGUUUUAGAUUAAGUAUAAAAAUUUUAUGGGUAAACUUAUUACCUGAUAUUUAGAAAGAUAAUAUCUAAUACUUAUAUAAGUUUAAAAAUAUAUAAAAUUAUGUAUAGGUACUGUACA
Molecule: messenger RNA, 1450 nt
Organism: Melanaphis sacchari
Lineage: Eukaryota; Metazoa; Arthropoda; Insecta; Hemiptera; Aphididae
Exons: 8
Coding region: 230-1285 (351 amino acids)
Molecular function (GO): amino acid kinase activity
Source: RefSeq, a predicted model, not a curated record